Messenger RNA from Medicago truncatula (barrel medic), 1531 nucleotides. Its product is annotated as isocitrate dehydrogenase [NAD] regulatory subunit 1, mitochondrial. The transcript is spliced from 4 exons. Gene Ontology annotation, molecular function: isocitrate dehydrogenase (NAD+) activity. NCBI's taxonomy places the organism in Eukaryota, Viridiplantae, Streptophyta, Magnoliopsida, Fabales, Fabaceae. The record is from RefSeq and is a predicted model, not a curated record. Bases 169 to 1284 code for a protein of 371 amino acids. Gene Ontology annotation, biological process: isocitrate metabolic process; tricarboxylic acid cycle. Gene Ontology annotation, cellular component: mitochondrion.
AAUUCCGGGUCAUUCCAAUCACACCCCAUGCUUCCGUCGACUUUCCCCUUUCACUAUUCUCUCAAUUAUUCUUCCAUUCCAAUUCCAUGGUAGCUUCAACCAUCGCAACACAGUAACCAAAUCUCACACCCCCCUUUUUUCUCAAAAACCCCCCAACCUUCAUCACCAAUGGCAACAAGAAGAUCCAUACCCCUCCUCAAACACCUCCUCUCAACCCGAUCCCAAUCCGAACCAUUCACUAUCUCAAAGCGAUGCGUAACCUACAUGCACCGUCCCGGCGACGGAACUCCCCGUCCCGUAACCCUAAUCCCCGGCGACGGGAUCGGCCCACUCGUAACCGGCGCCGUUGAGCAACUAAUGGAAGCGAUGCACGCGCCAGUUUACUUCGAGAAAUUCGACGUACAUGGUGACAUGAAAGCUGUACCUACGGAAGUUCUUGAAUCGAUCCGUAAGAAUAAGGUUUGUCUUAAAGGUGGAUUGGUUACUCCUAUGGGUGGUGGUGUUAGUUCGCUUAAUGUUCAGUUGAGGAAAGAGCUUGAUCUUUAUGCUUCUCUUGUUAAUUGUUUUAAUCUUCCUGGGUUACCUACACGACAUGAUAACGUUGAUAUUGUAGUUAUUAGGGAGAAUACUGAAGGGGAGUAUGCUGGUCUUGAACAUGAGGUUGUUCCCGGUGUCGUCGAAAGUCUUAAGGUGAUAACAAAGUUCUGUUCUGAGCGUAUUGCUAAAUAUGCGUUCGAGUAUGCUUACCUGAAUAACAGAAAGCAAGUGACUGCUGUCCACAAAGCAAAUAUAAUGAAGCUUGCAGAUGGUUUGUUCUUGGAAUCUUGUCGAGAGGUUGCCACAAAGUAUCCUGGAAUUAAAUACAACGAAAUUAUUGUAGACAAUUGUUGCAUGCAGCUUGUUUCAAAGCCCGAGCAGUUUGAUGUCAUGGUUACCCCAAAUCUGUAUGGAAAUCUAGUUGCAAAUACUGCGGCAGGCAUUGCUGGAGGCACUGGAGUCAUGCCAGGAGGUAAUGUUGGUGCUGAGCAUGCUGUGUUUGAGCAGGGUGCUUCAGCAGGAAAUGUUGGUAAUGAGAAAGUAGCGGCACAAAAGACAGCUAACCCAGUGGCGCUUCUUCUCUCAUCAGCUAUGAUGCUUAGGCAUCUCCAGUUUCCUGCAUUUGCGGACCGUUUGGAAAACGCUGUUGAAAAAGUCAUUCUAGAGGGCAAGUAUCGGACAAAGGAUCUUGGAGGGACAAGCACCACCCAAGAAGUUGUCGAUGCAGUAAUAGAUGCUUUAGAUUGAUUCAUUUAGUUGCUGAUUUCUCAAAUACAAGUCAGCCUCGUACAAUCUUUUAUAGUCAAUUUUAUCAACAUUGUUGUGCACCCAUCAAAUUGGAAAUAGCAUUCUUUUGUCCUGAAUAAUGUUUAUGCAACAACACACAAAAUGAUGUAAUAUUUUUUCUCCUGAAAAAUUCAGAGUGACAAGUGGUUCUCACUUCUAUCGAAACAUUUGAUUUUCUACUUAUUAUUAUUGAUUAAUUGUUAUGACC